Molecule: messenger RNA, 2019 nt
Organism: Scatophagus argus
Lineage: Eukaryota; Metazoa; Chordata; Actinopteri; Scatophagidae
Gene: ptpa
Product: protein phosphatase 2 phosphatase activator
Exons: 11
Coding region: 72-1109 (345 amino acids)
Biological process (GO): mitotic spindle organization
Cellular component (GO): cytoplasm; protein phosphatase type 2A complex; nucleus
Molecular function (GO): peptidyl-prolyl cis-trans isomerase activity; protein tyrosine phosphatase activator activity
Source: RefSeq, a predicted model, not a curated record
AAGAGGGCAGUAAUGAGCUGUGAAAUUUUUAAAUCUCCCUAAAACCCACGAAGAAGUCUGUCAGGCUAGCCAUGGCGGAAACAGAACAGCACUCAGGAUCUACUCCUGAGGAUGAAGCACCAGAAGUCACAGCCAGCAAUACCUUCAUGGUGCCCAAGAAGGAAAUCAGCAUGGUGCCUGACAUGGGCAAGUGGAAGCGAUCACAAGCAUAUGCUGACUACAUGGGCUUCGUUCUCACUCUGAAUGCAGGUGUGAAAGGGAAGAAGCUUACAUGCGAAUAUACAGUGUCCGAGACAGUGGAGAAGUUAUUAGAUCUUCUGGGGACUCUGGACCGAUGGAUAAAUGAGACUCCUCCUGUUGACCAGCCGUCACGCUUUGGUAAUAAGGCCUACAGGACCUGGUACGCCAAACUAGACCAAGAAGCAGAGGCCUUGGUGUCGGCAGUGCUUCCUGCUGACAAAGGUGCUGCAGCUCCAGAGAUAGCUGUCUAUCUAAAGGAGUCUGUGGGGAACCCCACCAGGAUAGACUAUGGAACAGGUCACGAAGCUGCUUUUGCUGCGUUCCUCUGCUGUCUUUGUAAGGUUGGAGCUCUCAGGGUGGACGAUCAGCUGGCUAUUGUUUUUAAGGUUUUUAACAGGUAUCUCUCAGUUAUGCGGAAACUGCAGAGGACCUACAGAAUGGAGCCAGCUGGAAGCCAAGGUGUGUGGGGACUGGAUGACUUCCAGUUCCUGCCAUUCAUCUGGGGAAGCUCCCAGUUUAUAGAUCACCCCACACUGGAGCCUCGGCACUUUAUCGAUGAGAGGGUGGUGAACGAACACCACCAAGACUACAUGUUUCUGGACUGCAUCAAGUUCAUAAAUGAGAUGAAGACUGGUCCGUUUGCUGAACACUCCAACCAGCUGUGGAACAUCAGCGCCGUUCCUUCCUGGUCCAAAGUCAACCAGGGCCUGAUCAGAAUGUACAAGGCUGAGGUUACCACGGUGGAGAUGGAUUACAAUCACGGUCAAAUUCUUUGUGCCAAAAGUUCACCAAAGUGUUUGGAGAAGUUCCCUGUGAUCCAGCACUUCAAAUUUGGCAGCCUGCUGUCCAUCCAGCCAACAAAGCCUUGACGCUCAUGCUGCGCACACAAUGGAAAGACCAAAAUCCUAAUAGUUUUCUUUUCCUCUGGCAUCCUCGUGAAAAUACAAGAGUAGCAGAAAUGAACCACAUGUAGUUUGACACGCUCAUUCCCACAUGUGCACGCAUGUGGUCAUGAAAGCUUACAGGCCAUCCAUAACGUUAAUGCAGAGCAUGUUGUGGAUGAGCUUUAUGAUUUUUGGAGCAUCUUUUUAUUUUUGUUAUUGUAUUUAUAAAAUGGAUAGAGUUUGGAUCAGCUCCUUUUUUUUCUUUUUUUUUUUUUUAGGUAGUGUGCUCAUUGAAGUUUAAUGCUUAAAUUUGCCUCAAAGUUUGGAUCCUUUUAAGGUCGGCUGUUCAAAUCAUGUUGCAAAUUUACCAACAAUUUAAAUACCCAACUCAUCCCAACAUGCAAGUCGCAUUAAUAAUUUGUUAGGAAUUAACUGAACAAAAUGUGUUGACAUGUCAGUGUCCUGCUCAGAGGGAAGAGCAAAGGGUUAGAUCUUUAAGGCUUCCAGAACAGCUCAUCCCAAAUUUCUUGAAAAGUCGGUUUAAGUAGGAAUCCUUGCAUGAGCAUUUAUUUUUCCCUCAUAGUCUGUCCCUUACCAGUCAGUGUCAAGGCUUUAUGCUCUUUCUUUUUUAUCAGUUCAGCUAUAGUAAAGACUGUAAAUUGAUAAACCAUACCUGAAUAAAUUUUUGUGGUUGUGCUGUGCAGCUUUUUCCUCAAAGUUCUCGACCUAAGUGGGAAAUUGUAUAUUUUUUUUACCCAGAUUUGAUUCCAUAUUUAAAUGAGUGUUAAAUUCUGCAUAUGCUUCAGCCGACACAUUUUAAAGAUUUUGGCAUAUGUUUUUAAUUUAAUAAAAGAAAAGCUAUUUUUGUGUUAUUAAAGUGACUUGUCAAACACGA